CUCCGCCCGCCCUGGGUCCCUGGGCUGCUCGGGAAUUCCCCACGUGCGGGGAUUCCACGCGCUCCACGCUUGGCCGCGCGCCCCGGCUCUCAACGGGACACCUGCUGCGCGCGGCCAGGCGUGGAACGGGUGGAUGGAAGAUUCCCUUGCGUGAGCGCCGUGACGUCAGUGCGUCGUGGCUGGGCUGUUUCCUCCCUCAAAGGAAGGAGUCGGCCCUCCCCCGCUUAACCCUUCCUCCGCUGGAACCCGGGCCCUGAAGUGUGAAGAUUGAGGGCCAGGAAUUCCGGGGUGGUGUGCACCAGGCGUCUGCAAACUGGGACUCCCAGCUGCUAGGUCCUGGGGAAAGGGGUGCUAGGCUAUCGGACUCCCGCAGAAUGCGGCCUGGACUGUUAGGUGUCAAGGGGGAAUGGGUCUGGACUUCUGGAAUCCCCGUGAGCUAAGGGGCUCUAGAUUCGUGGUUCCUUGGAGAACGGGGCUGGGGACUCGGACGCCUCAUUUCCAGAGGAAAGUGUGUCAGUGAGCCGGGGUGAACGCAGCCACUGCCCAUCACAGACCGUGAAGAAGCUCCUGGAAGAACAGAGGCGCCGGCAGCAGCAGCCUGAUGCUGGGGGGGUACCGGUAAGGCCCAUGGAGCCCUGUGAACUACAACUCUUAUGAGGCUCUGUCCCGUCGGGCAAGGACUUGAUGGCUUGCUGGGGCCUCAGAACGGAUGAGAGACUACCUCUGACCUAGAUGCGCUGGGGGUGGGGAAAUGGAUGCUGAGGGGCUGGUCAGAUCAAUUCCCCCUUUUUCCUUUGUGUUACUGCCUCCACAGGGACAGUUUCCGCCUCCCCUGGCCCAGUCCCUGGCCCCAUCUGUGAAUGAGAGUGAGGCAGGCCCUUCUCGCUUCCCAGUACACCAGGAGACUGUGGGUUCUGGACUUGGCGGCCUGGCCCCCACCGCGGGCUUUCCAGACUGGGACCCCAACACGCAUGCUGCCUACACAGACAGCCCCUACUCUUAUCCUGCUUCUGCUGCUGAAGGUUUCCUGACUCCUGACUUCUACCCACCCUCCGACCCAGGGCGGCCGUGUCCAUUUUCUGUGGGGAUCGAGGACCCCCUGGAUACCCGGCUUUAUGCAGAACCUUCCUUGCCACAGGCAGGAUCCUGGAGAGGUUCUGGACUUCCCUCAGGCCCCCCACAGAUGCCCCCUGUGACCACUGGACCAUCUCUGGACACGGCCCGUGCUCACAUGCUGGCUCUGGGGCCACAACGGCUGCUGGCCCAGGAUGAGGAGGGAGACACGCUCCUGCACCUGUUUGCGGCUCGGGGCUUGCGCUGGGCAGCAUAUGCUGCAGCUGAGAUGCUCCAAGUGUACAGACAUCUGGACAUUCGUGAGCAUAAGGGCAAGACCCCUCUCCUGGUGGCUGCCGCCGCCAACCAGCCCCAGAUUGUGGAGGAUCUACUGAACCUGGGAGCAGAGCCCAAUGCCACUGAUCAUCAGGGACGUUCUGUCUUGCAUGUGGCCGCUACCUAUGGGCUCCCAGGAGUCCUCUCGGCCGUGAUUAACUCAGGGGUUCAGGUAGACCUAGAAGCCAGAGACUUUGAAGGCCUCACCCCUCUCCACACGGCCAUCCUGGCCCUCAAUGUUGCUAUGCACCCAUCUGACCUAUGUUCCCGGGUGCUGAGUACCCAGGCCCGAGACAGACUGACUUGCGUCCAGAUGUUGCUGCACAUGGGGGCUGAUCACACCAGCCAGGAGAUCAAGAGCAACAAGACAGUCCUGCACCUGGCCGUGCAGGCUGCCAAUCCCACCCUGGUUCAGCUGCUUCUGGAGCUGCCACGAGGAGACUUGCGGGCCUUUGUCAACAUGAAGGCCCAUGGGAACACAGCCCUCCACAUGGCGGCUGCCCUGCCCCCUGGGCCACCCCAGGAGGCCAUCGUGCGGCGCCUGCUGGCAGCUGGGGCAGAUCCAACACUGCGAAACCUGGAGAAUGAGCAGCCUGUCCACCUGCUGCGGCCCGGGCCGGGGCCCGAGGGGCUCCGGCAGCUGUUGAAAAGGAGCCGUGUGGCACCCCCAGGCCUGUCCUCUUAGGACUCAAACCCAGAACCUGGACUGAUUUUCCAGUCCCCACCGUCCUGUGGGACAGCCAGCGUAUGCUAAUGUUGCAAAUCCAUGAUAAUGUAUGUGGAAUGUCCUGCCAUUGGGGUCUUACAUUAAAACCCCAAAAUGGCUGGGGGGGUAAACAAUCCCCAAUAUUUGGGGUGGUGUAAUACCCCUCCCCCACCUACAAGGAGCCCUCUUGAUGAUUUCUGUGAAAUCGAGGCCCCUUGAUUGUUUCUGUGAAACACCCUGGACCCCUAACCCUUUCCGUAUUGGGAUCUUUUGGGGCCCCCUCCCCUACUCAACUCUUUACACUUAGAACCCCAGAUGUGAUUUCCCUACACAGUACUUGGAGGACCCCCAAAAUAGCUCCCAGUGCCGUCCAGUAGAGCUCCUAAGAUGAUCCUCUAAACCUCCCCAGGACCUACACCGUUCAGGUCCUUACCUCUGAGACAUAGGAAGGACUCUCCUAGAUUUGAGUCCUCUAUCAUGUGCUUUCUAAUUCAGAACUAACUGGGCCCCGUCCCAGAUCUCCCCAUUUUCUGUUGAAUCUCUCCCCGAUGUAAAACUACUUAUUAAACUCAGUUUGGACUCAA
Suricata suricatta (meerkat) is the source of this 2679-nucleotide messenger RNA. It is a transcript of the gene NFKBID, whose product is annotated as NFKB inhibitor delta. Gene Ontology annotation, molecular function: protein binding. Gene Ontology annotation, biological process: regulation of gene expression. Gene Ontology annotation, cellular component: nucleus. The record is from RefSeq and is a predicted model, not a curated record. The transcript is spliced from 11 exons. Bases 752 to 2074 code for a protein of 440 amino acids. Lineage: Eukaryota; Metazoa; Chordata; Mammalia; Carnivora; Herpestidae.